CCGCUGUCCGCCGCCAUGGCUCCCGGUGCGGCCUGUAGCGUCUCGGUGCUCCCGGAGCCGGGCCCGGGCCUGGCGCGGUUCGUGGCCGAGCGGGCGGCGGCGGCGGCGGCCACCGGAGGCCGCUUCACGUUGGGGCUGUCCGGGGGGAGCCUCGUGGAGCUCCUCAGCCUCCACCUGCCCCCCGCCCUCGAGGCCCGCCCCGCCGCGCCCGCCCGCUGGCUCCUCGCGUUCUGCGACGAGCGCUUGGUGCCUCCGGAGCACCCGGACAGCACCGCCGGUGCCUACCAGGCCCGGCUCCUACCGCGCCUGCCCGGCCCCGGCCCCGGCCCGCGGGUGCUGGCGCCCAGCCCCGGCCUGGCCCCCGCCGCUGCCGCCGCUGACUACGCCGCGAAGCUCCGGCAGGCUUUCCCGGGGGAGGCCGUGCCCGUGUUUGAUUUGCUGCUGCUGGGGGUUGGGCCCGAUGGACACACUUGCUCCCUCUUCCCUGGCCACCCCCUGCUGCAGGAGCAGGAGGCCGUAGUUGCUGCCAUCACCGACUCCCCGAAGCCGCCGCCGGAGCGGAUCACGUUCACGCUGCCGGUGCUCAACGCGGCCAAGGCCGUGGUGUUCGUGGCCACGGGCGAAAGCAAAGCUGCUGUGGUCAAGCGCAUCUUGGAAGGGGAUGAGGAAAACCCCCUUCCCGCUGCUCGGGUCCGGCCUCACUCGGGGCAGCUCUGCUGGCUCCUGGACGAGGCAGCAGCCAAGGAGCUGACAAUCCCGGUGGAGAAUUCCAUCCUAUAGAGCCGAUGGCGGGGGGGGUCAGCUCCGUGACAUUCCAGGUGAGGAACGUGAUAGUUACAGCCCAAAAUGCUGCUUUUUCCCCCUUCCUUUUCUAGACCAAACGGUGCAGGUUCCCGACUCGGAAUUCCUGCAGUUGGGAAUGGUGUCGUGGGCUUUGCUUGGGUUGCGCCCUAUUAAAGGGAUGGAUUCCA
Messenger RNA from Pezoporus flaviventris, 971 nucleotides. RefSeq names its product 6-phosphogluconolactonase (gene PGLS). The coding region runs from base 16 to 780 and encodes 254 amino acids. The transcript has 5 exons. Gene Ontology annotation, molecular function: 6-phosphogluconolactonase activity. Gene Ontology annotation, biological process: pentose-phosphate shunt; carbohydrate metabolic process. The record is from RefSeq and is a predicted model, not a curated record. Lineage: Eukaryota; Metazoa; Chordata; Aves; Psittaciformes; Psittacidae.